AAUUGCAAAACGAAAACGAGACUUCGAUGAGCAAAAAUCAUAUUCGUUGGGAUCCGAAAUACGUUGCAGAUAACAUAAUUAGUGUGACUCAACUCAUCAAUUCAAUAACAGUCCGUCGCUCUCUCUAUAGACUAAAAUAUUCAAAAUGCCAGAUUUGAUAACCACAUUGAGUAAGGACAAGCCAAUUCAGACAACAGCAGAAGAAUCCCUUGCGCCUCAAAAUUUCUCUCCAACUGCUGAAGUUUACUUACUUCCACAAAAACCAGUGGUAUGGAGAAGUUUCUUUGUUUUUAUUGGCCUUGCUGCGAUUGUAUUGAUAUAUUUUGGUAUAAGAGCAAUACGUCUAAAGCGUAAGAAGUCAAGAAAAUAUGGAGUGUUAACCAACACUGAUAUGGAAUUGACUCCUUUAGACGCCGAAGAUGAAGAUGAUAUGACUCUCUUCGAUAGAACAAGAAAGUGA
This is a messenger RNA of Dimorphilus gyrociliatus, 460 nucleotides long. The record is from the annotation of a GenBank genome assembly. NCBI's taxonomy places the organism in Eukaryota, Metazoa, Annelida, Polychaeta, Dinophilidae.